AUGGUGGGGAUUACGCAGCCGAACACCAGAGAGCAUGUAAACGCAGAUGGAGUUUGGGAUUUAUUGCAAAAUAAGGGAAAGAUGACCGUCUUCUCUUUGUGCUUGCUCCUGUGCGCCGAUCUAUUGGAUUUAGCCGUUGGAUACCUGACAGUGACCAUAGAGCCUCUGCCUCCAGUUGUUGUGGGAGAGACCGUUACUCUCAAGUGCAACUUCAAAACUGAUGGACGGCUUCGCGAGAUCGUAUGGUACAGGGUCACAGACGGAGGCACCAUCAAGCAGAAAAUCUUCACCUAUGAUGCUAUGUUUAAUACCAAUUACUCCCACAUGGAGGAUUACCGCAGACGUGAAGACCUUGUGUACCAGUCGACAGUCCGUCUACCGGAGGUGCGCAUCUCAGAUAAUGGUCCGUAUGAAUGCCAUGUGGGCAUCUAUGAUCGGGCUACGCGGGAGAAGGUGGUCCUUGCAUCAGGGAACGUUUUUCUUACCGUUAUGUCACCUCCAAACAACAUCUCAGUGGUCGCAGAGAACACUCCUGCUCCAUUCAGUCGAUAUCAAGCCCAAAACUUCACUCUUGUCUGCACUGCAAAGGGAGGAAAACCCGCCCCAUCGGUGUACUUCAAGCGUGAUGGAGAGUUGAUAGAGGUGAUCUCCUAUGUUCAGCCCUCAGCUGGCGAGGAGGGCGGCGGCUCAGCAGGGGUGAGAGGAGCCAGGCCACUCAUCAGCAGAGAUCUGGAUGACACCAAGCUGCAACGCUCCCUCUCUCUGCUUGAUCCGGAGGGGCGAUCGGCCCGUCUGUACACAGAAAGCCCCCAGCGUCUCCACACCCAGGGCCAGCAGGCCUAUGAGCCCAGCCCGGCCACGGAGGUCAUCCCAGAGACGGUGGUGAGCCGCGAGUUUCCCCGUUGGGUGCAGAGCACAGACCCGCUGUACUACUUUAGCCACACUCAAAUCCCCCAGAGCGACGGCUCUGUGCUGGUUCAGGCCAGACUCACCUGGACGCUGAACCCUCAGCUAGACAACGAUGCCCUGUUCAGCUGCGAGGUCAAGCACCCGGCUCUGUCCAUGCCCAUGCAGACAGAGGUCACGCUGGCGGCUCCUAAGGGCCCUAAACUCCUGAUGUCCCCCACUAGGGCUAAGGUAGGGGACACGGUGCGCAUCACUGUGCAAGGAUUCCAGAACGAGGUGUUCCCAGAGCCCCUCUUCACCUGGACACGGGUAGGGGGCCGUCUGCUGGAUGGGAGUGUGGAGCGAGAGGGGAAGGAACUGAUUCUGGAGAGAGUGCCAGCUGAGCUCAAUGGGUCCAUGUAUCGCUGCACGGCCCAGAAUCCUCUGGGCUCCACUGACACGCACACUCGCCUCAUUGUCUUCGAAAACCCGAGCAUGAUGAAAAACACACAGAAUCAGAACAAUGGAGCCUCUCCCAUGAACAUGCUCGGACUAAUGUGGCUGGCACUUGUCCUCACAGUGACAGUGGACCUGACGUGAAACCCCCCAUCCAACACACACACACACAUUCCCUCCAUUCUCAAUAGUGCGCACACACACACACACACACACACACACACACACACACACACACACACACACGAACAAACUCCUCUAUCCUGCAAGCCUUCUCCAGUCAUCAACAAACCCUUCAUGCGUCAGUCUAUCAGGAAACAAUGCCAACACAUGAUGGCGCUCCACUGUCUUUUGUAAUGAGAUAAUAACCAAGAUAAUGAUAUCAAAAGAACAACAUGAUUAACAUGAGAAUAACCACCCCUUAUA
Molecule: messenger RNA, 1767 nt
Organism: Lampris incognitus (smalleye Pacific opah)
Lineage: Eukaryota; Metazoa; Chordata; Actinopteri; Lampriformes; Lampridae
Gene: igsf21a
Product: immunoglobin superfamily, member 21a
Exons: 10
Coding region: 1-1485 (494 amino acids)
Biological process (GO): heterophilic cell-cell adhesion; homophilic cell-cell adhesion
Cellular component (GO): adherens junction
Source: RefSeq, a predicted model, not a curated record